CCACAAGAAAGUACACUCCACAGUCCAAAGCCCACAGCUACACUACAAAGCCUAUAACUAUAACAGUGCUUUCAUUUCUCUCUCUCUCUCUUUCUUUCACACGUCAAAAACAGUAGUACAAUACAAUUCCCUCGUGCCUUUGUUGUUACAUUGUGUAAGGAAAGUCUUUGCACUUGGUUUACCCCAUUUGAGUCAUGUUUCUGUUCACGUUAGCAUCUUGUUUAAAAAUGGCUAAAAAACCAAAGGGUCUUCACCAAAAAUGUUUCUGAGGCCCCCCCUGCUGUGAACAGAAGAGAGAGAGAAUCCAGAUAUUAUUUUGAUUUGCAUUGCAGUGAAGCAGACGAUAAUAAUAGUAACAGUAAUAGGUGUGUGUUGAUGAGGUGAGUGAGUGAGGAGGACAAAAGAUAUCAGAGAGGGCCCGUUAAAGGCUGCAACACAAAUGAGUGGCACUGCACCAAAGGCUACUUCUUCUGUCUAGUGUGUUCUCUCUCUCUUUCUCUCUCUUUCUUUUCUUGUUUUUACAUAUUCGUGGCUCUUCUACCUCCAUCAUCUCACACUCACACCUUUUUCAUUCAUCUCCAACACUAGGUUCUUAGAGAGGGUGGGUGACUACACAUCCUUUGAAGAUGUUUUCAAAUGGUGGCGCCGCUUGACUUGGUUGGAGAUAACUGAUAGCAUGGACCUAUUUUCUAUUUUCCUUGAGUAAGUUAAUUCUUCCAAGGGGAAUCCACUAGUCCAGUUUUACCAUGAAUUUGAAUACUGACCAUGCCAUUCAUGAAGUAAUGUUGUUCUGAAAAACCAUUGAAGAAGUGUCAAAAGCCUCUUCUUGCAUUUCCUAGAUGGAGAACAACAUGUACAGUGCUCGACUAGACAUGGCUGGCCGAAAUUCUACCGGCAUAGAUGAAAUUGCUCGCCAUUUAGCACCAAAGCCACUGAUUCAUUGCUAUUCAUUUGACCUCAAUAACCAAAACCAUAUUAUAAAUGGAAUUCCAGUGCUUGCUGGAGAGCAAGGUGAACCUGCAAAUGAUGUCCAUGUUGAAGGUUGCUUCUUAAACCCUGCUAGUAUUGCGGAUUCAAAUUCAUUUGUUACAUCACAAGGAAAGACUAUUGUAGGAGAUGCCUCAAAUCAAAUUAACAACAAUGAUUUUCAAGAGCAUUUAGUUGGAGGAAGGCCAAUUGCUUCUGCUUCACUUUCUGCUGCUAGAAUUGGCCUUCAAGCAAAUUUAGAGAGUUCAGAAGCUUUGCCUUAUUCAAUGUGUUCAUUGGAGGCAUUAGGACCAUAUCUAUUCAAUAAUUGGCAGGGCACAUCAAACCCUUUGCCUGCAACUUUUGGUGAUCAUCAUCAUGCCUACGAUGAAUUAUCCAGUAUUGGUAAGUGGAAUGUGAACAAGAUUCUGAGAGCUCCAGAGGCUGAUGGGACUGAGAUCCUGGCCUAUUCAUCCAUAGGAAGCCUGGUUCAAAAUGGAUGGACAUCAUCAAAUGUUGCAAACUUGGCCAAUUUUGCCUACAAUUCCCCUCAUUGUAGUAAUGAGCUAUCACUAAGUCUUGCAAGAUCUCCUCAAACUACUGGUCAGUGCUCAGAGAUGAGCUGCUCCGGCGCAUCACAUAGCAUGAAUGGAACGAGGUCAGGCUUGGAGCAAUCCUCCUGCAGCAGUAAGGAACUGUGUAUGAGAUUAGGCUCUAACAAACAUGUCCAGUUUUCAUCAGCAAUAUUAGGGUCCAGAUUUCUUGUUGGAAUUCAAGAGAUACUUGCUCAAAUUGCAACAUAUUCAUUUGAAAAUGUGGAACAGAUAAAUUGCUCAGCUGCUGGUGUUAGAGCAGGAGGAGAUAAGUCAGCUUCAGCUUUCACACCAAAGAGAACGGUAGAGAAUAAUCAAAAUGCAUCCAUGUUUGGAGCACAUGUAGAAGAAUCUCCAUUGGAAGGACUUGCAACUGAAUCAAACAAAUCCCAACUUCUCAUGCUUCUUCAGCUGGUGGACAAUGGAUAUAGUCAAUGUUUGGAUGAGAUUCAUACUGUGGUAUCUGCAUUCCAUGCUGCUACUGAACUGGAUCCACACAUGCAUGCACAUUUUGCGCUUCAAACGAUCUCUCUCUUAUACAAGGACUUGCGAGAGCGGAUUAGCAAUUGUAUUCUUGCCAUGGGACCGGAUUUUAACAGCUUGUGUUCAGAAGAGGAGAAGGAAUGGUCUCUUGAAACAUCAUUCAUUCAAAAGCAAUGGGCUCUCCAACAGCUAAAAAGAAAAGAUCAGUUAUGGAGGCCCCAAAGGGGCUUGCCAGAAAGAUCUGUCUCCGUACUACGCACUUGGAUGUUUCAGAAUUUCCUCCAUCCGUAUCCAAAGGAUGCAGAGAAGCAUUUACUUGCAGUAAAAAGUGGGUUGACGCGAAGCCAGGUAUCCAAUUGGUUUAUCAAUGCACGUGUUCGACUGUGGAAGCCUAUGAUUGAAGAAAUGUAUGCUGAAAUGAGUAGAAGAAAAGCUUGUAGAAAUGAAGAAGGAAUGGAGAUCACUCAAAGAACCAGGAUAAGCAUGAAAAAUCAAAUGUUGAAUAUCAAUUGAAACUGAAGGUGUCAUAACAACAUGGAGCAUUAUUAUUGUUGUUGUUACUAUUAUUUUUUGAUCAAGUAAGAAACUCAACACAAUUGAAAUCAGAAUUGUGCAUAAUGCCGUGCUUAGUUGGGUACUAUUUGAGCAAUUACACUUAUCUUGAAAAAAUGCCUUCAUA
Messenger RNA from Glycine soja, 2721 nucleotides. RefSeq names its product homeobox protein ATH1-like. The record is from RefSeq and is a predicted model, not a curated record. Lineage: Eukaryota; Viridiplantae; Streptophyta; Magnoliopsida; Fabales; Fabaceae. Gene Ontology annotation, biological process: regulation of transcription by RNA polymerase II. Gene Ontology annotation, molecular function: DNA-binding transcription factor activity, RNA polymerase II-specific; RNA polymerase II cis-regulatory region sequence-specific DNA binding. The coding region runs from base 840 to 2555 and encodes 571 amino acids. The transcript is spliced from 6 exons.